AUUUUUUUUGGGACGCACUGCUCUUUCAUUAUUUUAUUCUCUCCUCCGAUCCGUUUCUCGACGAGAUAUUAAAUUCUUGCUGGAAUCUGAACAUCGAUAAUCCAAAAAUCGAAAUCGCAGACACCUGAAAGGUAGAAGACGACGAAUAAGAAGAAGAAGACGGAAAGAUGUGGAGACGCGUGGCAUCACUUUCUCCGAUGGUUUCUUCAUCAUCAACUCGAUCCCUUUCACGUUACCAGGCAGCUUUUGGACUUAGUGUUGGGGAAUCUUUUUCAACGGAGAUUAGUAAACAGGAGGAAGGAAGUGGUUUACGGCCGAAAGAGAAAGCUCCAUUCAUUACAUUUGUACUCGGAGGACCUGGAAGUGGGAAAGGAACGCAAUGUGAAAAGAUUGUUGAGACCUUUGGACUGACUCAUCUCAGUGCUGGAGAUUUGCUCCGGAGAGAAAUCGCUAUGCACACUAAAAACGGGGAUAUGAUUCUGAAUUUGAUUAAAGAUGGGAAAAUUGUUCCCUCUGAAGUUACAGUGAAGCUAUUACAGAAGGAGCUGGAGUCGAGUAACAGUUCCAAGUUUCUCAUUGAUGGGUUUCCACGAACUGAGGAGAAUCGUGUUGCUUUUGAGCGCAUUGUAGGAGCUGACCCGGAUGUAGUGCUGUUCUUCGAUUGCCCUGAGGAAGAGAUGGUGACGCGAGUUUUGAAUCGUAACCAGGGCCGAGUUGAUGAUAAUAUAACUACAAUGAAGAAGCGUUUAAAAAUCUUUGAAGCCUUAAACCGUCCUGUUAUCGACUACUACAAAAACAAAGGAAAACUCUACACAAUUAAUGCAGUAGGAACAGUAGAUGACAUAUUCAAACAAGUUCUACCUAUUUUCACUCCAUUUGAAGAGCAAUUGAAGCAGAGUCGCCGUGUAAAUCCAAAGUCUCCUUUGGUAGAAAAUUCUUCUUAACAAAAGUUAAUUAGUCUGAUAUUUGUUCAUUACUCUUGAAUUUUUUUGCAUUGUUUUGUUUGUACUAUCAUAACCCAUAAAGGAAAAAAAAAGAUAUUUAUUACUACUAAUA
Eruca vesicaria subsp. sativa (arugula) is the source of this 1056-nucleotide messenger RNA. The record is from the annotation of a GenBank genome assembly. Lineage: Eukaryota; Viridiplantae; Streptophyta; Magnoliopsida; Brassicales; Brassicaceae.